UAAAUCAAACACAGCGUUUUGGGUGGAUUUUUCUAAUGGAUUUUGAAAAACAUUUCCAUCUGAGUAUUUUUGGGCAAUUGGAGAGUCUUUUUCUGCCUUUGGGAUGCGAUAGUAGGGCUGUGUAUUGUCGCUAUGAAAUUCUAGCUGGUCCAGAUUGGGAACUUGUUUCCGGUACCAAGACUGGCAUAACACAGACAUGUUCAGCAUCAAGGCAGCGCUUCCAGGAGAUUUCUCUCAAUAUGCCACUGGAAUUUACGUACAAAUCCACAAAUCCCUUUGGUUGGCCACAGAUUGUCGUGAGUUUGUGGGGAAGUAAUUUGUGGGGCACAGAGGUGUGUCGUGGCUAUGCUAGGCUACACAUUCCCCUGCCAGAGAGGGAUAAACGCCGAAGAAUUGAAGCUCCCAUCAUUUCACCAAAACCCAUGGAUUUGUGGUCAAAGAUCAUUGGAUGGUUCUCAGAUUGGGUACCAGAAUUGAGAGACCCAUCCGUGCUAGCGCAUGGAAAUCGCACAAAGGGUAUCCAUACGGAAUCCUAUGGCCACCUCCGGGCAUCCUUUGAUAUUCUAACACGAGGCAGUGAAGCCCUUCACUUGGAAUGGCAUUCCCAUUGAUCAUA
This is a messenger RNA of Lutzomyia longipalpis, 616 nucleotides long. It is a transcript of the gene B9d1, whose product is annotated as B9 domain-containing protein 1. Gene Ontology annotation, biological process: cilium assembly. NCBI's taxonomy places the organism in Eukaryota, Metazoa, Arthropoda, Insecta, Diptera, Psychodidae. Bases 36 to 611 code for a protein of 191 amino acids. The transcript has 2 exons. The record is from RefSeq and is a predicted model, not a curated record. Gene Ontology annotation, cellular component: MKS complex.